AUGAUCCGGCUAGGCUGCUGGUGUGCGCGGCGGCCCCGCGGCGCGGCGUUCCCCGCGGGGCGGCGCUGGGGGUCGGGCGGGCCGGCGGGCCGGGCGGGCGGCCGCUCCCUGCGGGUGCUGGUGGACAUGGACGGCGUGCUGGCCGACUUCGAGGGCGGCUUCCUCAGGAAGUUCCGCGCGCGGUUCCCCGACCAGCCCUACGUCGCGCUGGAGGACCGGCGCGGCUUCUGGUUGUCGGAGCAGUACGGCCGCCUGCAGCCCGGCCUGAGCGAGAAGGCCAUUAGCAUAUGGGAAUCGGAAAAUUUCUUUCUUGACCUGGAGCCUCUCCCGGGGGCUGUGGAAGCUGUGAAGCAGAUGGCCAACCUAGAAAACACUGAUGUCUUCAUCUGCACGAGCCCCAUCAAGAUGUACAAGUACUGUCCCUACGAGAAGUAUGCCUGGGUGGAGAAGCACUUUGGCCCCGACUUUCUGGAUCAGAUUGUGCUGGCCACAGACAAGACCGUGGUCUCUGCCGACCUUCUCAUAGAUGACCGGCCAGACAUCACAGGCAAGUGGCCUGCCGCAGGGGCUGAGCCGACCCCCAGCUGGGAGCACAUCCUCUUCACGGCCUGUCACAAUCGGCACCUGCAGCUGCAGCCUCCCAGCCGCAGGCUGCACUCGUGGGCAGACGACUGGAAGGCCAUUCUGGACAGCAAGCGGCCCCGCUGA
Puma concolor (puma) is the source of this 708-nucleotide messenger RNA. RefSeq names its product 5',3'-nucleotidase, mitochondrial (gene NT5M). The record is from RefSeq and is a predicted model, not a curated record. Gene Ontology annotation, cellular component: mitochondrion. NCBI's taxonomy places the organism in Eukaryota, Metazoa, Chordata, Mammalia, Carnivora, Felidae. Gene Ontology annotation, biological process: pyrimidine deoxyribonucleotide catabolic process. Gene Ontology annotation, molecular function: 5'-nucleotidase activity.